AUGUUUAUGGCUACUAGCAAUUCUCCAGCUGAUACUUCUCUCACAGAAAGUUCCUCCCAUCUGUCUUCACCUCCCGAGCAUUCUUCUGCGGCAUCCUUUACUUCAGGCUCAUUAUAUGUGGGUGAUCUUGAUCCUUCUGUAACGGAAGCUAUGCUAUUUGAAAUGUUCAACAUGAUUGGACCUGUCUCUAGCAUUCGUGUCUGUAGAGAUGCUGUCACGAGAAGAAGCUUAGGUUAUGCUUAUGUCAAUUAUCACAGAAUAUCCGACGCUGAAAAGGCAAUUGAAGCUCUUAAUUACUCUUCGAUCAAAGGACGUUCUUGCCGUAUCAUGUGGUCACAGCGUGAUCCUGCCUUACGCAAGACCAAUGCUGGUAAUAUCUUUAUAAAGAAUUUGGAUCCAACCAUUGAUCACAAGGCGCUUCAUGACACAUUCUCUGCUUUUGGGAACAUCUUGUCUUGCAAGAUUGCACUGGAUGAAGAGGGAAGGUCAAAGGGAUAUGGCUUUGUUCACUAUGAAAGUCAAGAAUUUGCUGAAAAGGCAAUUGCUAAUGUGAAUGGAAUGCUUUUGAAUGACAGAAAAGUUUAUGUCGGUUUUUAUAUACCCAAAAAGGAACGCCAAUCAAAAGUUGAAGGAUUCCGUGCUCAGUUUACCAAUGUUUAUGUCAAGAAUAUACCAUUGGAUGUUAGCGAUGAAGAAUUACGAGAGCUAUUUGGCAAAUAUGGGGCCAUUACAUCUUGCUUGAUCACCAAGGAUAAUGCGGGCGUAUCAAGAGGAUUUGGGUUUGUAAAUUUUGAAAAGCAUGAAGAUGCUCAAAGAGCUGUAGACGAGCUCCAUGGAACCGACUUCCAUGGGCAAAAUUUGUACGUUUCUAGAGCACAAAAGAAGAGUGAACGUGAAGAAGAAUUGAGACGUCAAUAUGAAGAUGCCAAGAUGGAAAAGUUGAAUAAAUAUCAAGGAGUCAACCUUUAUGUAAAGAAUUUGGAUGAUGAUGUUGACGAUGACCAACUUCGUGAAAUAUUUUCCGUAUAUGGCGUGAUCACCUCUGCCAAGAUUAUGCGUUCUGAGACAAACGAGAGCCGUGGAUUUGGCUUUGUCUGUUUUACUUCUCCUGAAGAAGCUACUCGCGCUGUAACAGAGAUAAAUGGUCGUAUCAUAGGCACAAAGCCAAUUUAUGUAGCAAUCGCUCAACGUAAAGAAGACCGUCGCUCUCAGAUGGCUCAGCUCUUUCAACUAAAGCAAAGAAUGAACCCUAACCCCAUUCCCGUGUACGCUCCCAACAUGUACGGUCCUCCUGGCAUGGUUGCUGCUCGUCCUGUUUAUUCAGCUGUACCUUUCCCUGGCCAAGCUUACCCAGUCAUGCCACGUCCUGCACCUCCUAUGCCUGCUCAAGCAAGGCCUGCACCUCCUAUGCCAGUCGCUGAACCUGCUCUUCAUCCAUUAAAUGCAAAGGAUUUAGCGUCUUUUCCAGCUGAAGUACAAAAGCAGAUGCUUGGUGAGAGAUUGUAUCCUAUUAUCAACACAUAUGAACCCGAGUACUCUGGCAAGAUCACUGGCAUGUUGUUAGAAAUGGAUAAUAAUGAACUGUUGCAUAUGCUUGAAGACAAGGACGAAUUGCUUGGCAAAGUACAAGAAGCUGCUGCUGUCCUCAAAGAACACCUCUCUAAAAAGUAA
This is a messenger RNA of Rhizopus microsporus ATCC 52813, 1671 nucleotides long. Its product is annotated as polyadenylate binding protein. The coding region runs from base 1 to 1671 and encodes 556 amino acids. The record is from RefSeq and is a predicted model, not a curated record. Lineage: Eukaryota; Fungi; Mucoromycota; Mucoromycetes; Mucorales; Rhizopodaceae. The transcript is spliced from 4 exons. Gene Ontology annotation, cellular component: nucleus; ribonucleoprotein complex; cytosol. Gene Ontology annotation, molecular function: poly(U) RNA binding; poly(A) binding; mRNA 3'-UTR binding.